CCAAUGUACAAUUUUUUAAAUUUGUUAAACAAUUCGAGAACCGAUCCCACUGUAUAUAGUUAUUUCCAUUACAAAAUUAUAGAAUCUCGUUUACUUUUAGGUAAUGUCAUUGCUUCUCAUGAUAAUUCCGUUUGUAUUGAACGAUGCUGGAAUCAUGCACUGUCUGGCUGUUGCCCCAACACUCAUCAUGUCUGUUAUGUUUAUAGUACUCUAUUUAGUGGACCAAGUGCAUAACUUGGCUGAGCAACUUUACUUAGUAACACAGAUAUUUUUAACUACUGCUGCUUUUCUCCUAGUAUUUUUGCAAACCGAACCCGCAGGGAAAUUGUAUGGACUAUUUUAUUGCCACCUCUUAAUAGCACUCUGUAUAGACAAUUAUUUUGUUAUUAGAGAAAGAGGAUGCAUAUUGUUUGGUGAUAAUGAUGACUGAUUAUGUUUAAUAAAUUAAUUAUGAACAUUCUAUUAUUUUAUUGUUCUAAUUUAGUUGUUAUUAAAAGGUGUAGGUUUUUAGGCAACAGAUUUGUUAAAAAAACAUAACUGGCAAAAUUUAUUCUUAUACUACUUUUUAACUACAAGAGCCUCUUACUUUUAGGUAGUCGCACUUCUUCUGAAUAUAAUUCCCCAUAUUGUGGAGCCGGUGGAUAUUUGGCAAUGUGUGGUCGCUGCUCCGACCCUAAUGCUGUCCAUGUUUUUAAUGGUGCUAUAUGUUGUUGAUCAGGUUCAAUAUGAAGCUGAAUUUUAUUACAUAAUAAUAGAACUUACUUUGACAAUAUUGGCAUUAAUAAACCUUUUAAUUUCUGGCAAAAUUGUUGGAGCAAUUUAUGGAUUGUUUUAUUUAGAUUUGAUAAUAGCAUUUUGUAUGGAUGGUUAUUAUAUGUACAAAGAGAGAGGAAUAACUCUAUGAUAGUUAUUAAAAUAAUAAUUCUGAGUGGUUUAUCUUUUAUUUUAAUUUUUAAUAUUUAUUUGUAACAUGUUAUUUAAACAGUAACAAUGCUCUAUCAUAACUUCCUGUGAUAAAUGGUUAUGUGAUGUGUUCAAUAAUGUGGACUUAUUCCUAAUGAACAAAAUAAACAAAUGAUAGAAAAGCAGUUUUUAUAUAAAUAUUAUUACCUAAAAAUGUGCCGUGUUUUUAAAAUAUGGACGAAAAUAUCUAAAAGGAUAUUUAAAGUGACAUUGAACGAAGUUGCAUGGAUUAGUGCGAUAUCUUUGACAAUCUUACUUAUCUGGACUUGGAUCAAUGGAGAAACUAAAGUUAUUAAAUAUGGUGAUAACCCAGUGAUAAUGUGGUGGACUUCAGGAUUUCCUGGAACCUCAGAAACAAUACAUUGUCCAAACAAUAUAAAGUGUGAUUUUAUAAAAGACAAAAAUUAUAAUGAAAUUUUCAAUGUCAAUGCGUAUUUAUUUUACGCGAGUAACAUCAAGUUUGAUGAUCUACCAUUACCAAGGAAUCCAAAUAAAAUUUUAUGGGGCCUGUAUCAUGAGGAAUCACCAAGAAAUGUUGAAGAGUUGUUGCACGAAAAAAUACUAAGUCUAUUCAAUUAUUCUGCAACAUUUAGUCGGUACAGCGACAUUCCAUUUCCUUUGCAGUAUUUAGAAUCAUUACAAGAUAUAACGAGUACAAAAUAUUUUAAGCCAACUAGAGUUAAAACAAAAUUGUUGAACGAACUAUCGCCCAUUUUAUAUCUUCAAUCUGACUGUGAAACGGCUACAGAAAGAGACACUUACGUAAAGGAACUAAUGAAGUUUAUCGAGAUUGACUCUUAUGGAGCUUGCCUGAAUAAUAAAGAAAUGCCGAUGAAAUUCCAAGAAGAUUAUUUAAAUAAUUUAAAUGAUGAUGAUUUUCUUAAUUAUAUUUCAAGAUACAAAUUUGUACUGGCUAUAGAAAACGGUGUUUGCGAGGAUUAUGUAACAGAAAAGUUUUGGCGGGCUAUCAAAAUUGGUACCGUGCCGAUUUAUUUUGGAUCAACAACAAUAAGAGACUGGUUACCAAACAACAAAUCAGCAAUUUUAUUAGAGGAUUUUCCAACACCAAAAAGGAUGAGUGAUCACCUAAAAAAGCUUUUAAAUAAUGACAAUUUGUACGAAGAAUACUUAACACAUAAGACCAAAGAAGAAAUAACGAAUAAAAGACUGAUAGAUGAAUUUAAAACGAGACAAUAUCAAAGAGAUGCUCUAGAAGUAGCUUCAAAGUUUGAAUGUUUUAUUUGUGAGAAACUUCACGACAAUAAUGUAGGGAUGCAAGUUAAACGCGUAGUGAGUAAAAAACAUUAUAACUGCCCUAAGCCAAUCUCGGCACUGACAUUGCAAGUAAAUCCUUCUAAUGACUGGGUUUAUUCAUGGGAAAUGGCUAAGAAAAGGGCAGAUGAUAUUUACGACAAAGUUACGAAUUUAAAAUGAAAAAAUAUAUAUUUGUUACUUCAUAGAAAUAUAUUUUUAUAUUUGAAUACAUUUUUACCAUA
Molecule: messenger RNA, 2459 nt
Organism: Vanessa tameamea
Lineage: Eukaryota; Metazoa; Arthropoda; Insecta; Lepidoptera; Nymphalidae
Gene: FucTB
Product: alpha-(1,3)-fucosyltransferase 10
Exons: 1
Coding region: 1075-2397 (440 amino acids)
Cellular component (GO): membrane
Molecular function (GO): alpha-(1->3)-fucosyltransferase activity
Source: RefSeq, a predicted model, not a curated record